Molecule: messenger RNA, 6069 nt
Organism: Closterium sp. Yama58-4
Lineage: Eukaryota; Viridiplantae; Streptophyta; Zygnematophyceae; Desmidiales; Closteriaceae
Source: the annotation of a GenBank genome assembly
AUGCAUGAUCGUGGUAAAGCUUGGAAGGCUGCUGCUGCAAGGGUGUUGUCUGGGAUGCGCGAAUCAUUUUGUGUCACUCACUUGGUAAGAAACUUCAACUCGAAAUUCGGCUCGGAUUCGGAUGGCAAGAUUGAGCUUGCUGCAGCAGCAUUGACAAGAGAUGUGCACCGAGGCUACUUGGAGAAAAUCGAGGAGGAAUGCCCGGGGGGGAAAGAGUACUUAGAGAGAGAAGGUUUGGGCGCUCAUUGGGCUACCUUUUUAUUCGGUGCAGCGCGAUUUGGCUGCUACACAUCUAACCCGGUGGAGUCACACCAUGCCUCCAUGCAUAAAAUAAGGAGGGACAAUCCUGCGCAAGUGUUGCUUGAGUUUAUAACACAGCAAGCGACCGCAAUGCAGGAGGGGCGUCAGCUGUAUGGGGAUCUUGGGGUCGCUGAUUUCCCCGAGAAGACAGCAGCCAUCAUCCGGGCAAACUGCCAAACGGGGACGCAGUAUGGUGUGGAAAAGACGGGCCAAAGUGCAUACCACGUGAGCCGCACCACAGGCGCUAAGGAGGAGCGUGUGGUGAACAUGGAGGUGGAGCAUCCUGAGAAGACGCGAUGCUUGUGUAAUUAUUCUAUACAGUCACGCGGCAAUGAGCUGACGGAUGUGCAACAGGCGGUGCAGGCCAUGGUCCACAGAUGUUACACUUCAGCGGCAUUAAGGGAACUCUACAGCACGGAGGUUAAAACGGUGGACCGCACUGAGUUCACACCUGAUCGGGAGGAGGAGCAACGCGUGGUGGAAGGGCAGGGAGGGGAGGAGGAGCAACGCGUGGUGGAAGGGCAGGGAGGGGAGGAGGAGCAACGCGUGGUGGAAGGGCAGGGAGGGGAGGAGGAGCAACGCGUGGUGGAAGGGCAGGGAGGGGAGGAGGAGCAACGCGUGGUGGAAGGGCAGGGAGGGGAGGAGGAGCAACGCGUGAUGGAAGGGCAGGGAGGGGAGGAGGAGCAACGCGUGGUGGAAAGGCAGGGAGGGGAGGAGGAGCAGAGAGUGGGGGAAUGGCCGGAAGGGGAGGAGCAGCAACAAGUGGGGAUAUGGCGGGAAGGGGAGGAGGACCAGAGAGUGGGGGAAUGGCGGGAAUGGGAGAAGCAGCAGAGAGUGGGGGAAUGGGGGGGAUGGGAGGAGCAGCAGAGAGUGGGGGAAUGGCGGGGAGGGGAGGAGCAUCUGAGAGUGGGGGAAUGGCAGGGAUGGGAGGAGCACCAGAGAGUGGGGGAAUGGGGGGGAUGGGAGGAGCACCAGAGAGUGGGGGAAUGGCGGGGAGGGGAGGAGCAUCUGAGAGUGGGGGAAUGGCAGGGAUGGGAGGAGCACCAGAGAGUGGGGGAAUGGGGGGGAUGGGAGGAGCACCAGAGGGUGGGGGAAUGGCGGGGAGGGGAGGAGCAUCUGAGAGUGAGGGAAUGGCAUGGAGGGGAGGAGCAGCAGAGAGUGGGGGAAUGGCGGGGAGGGGAGGAGCAUCAGAGAGUGGGGGAAUGGCAGGGAGGUUUGGGAGGACUCGCUGCAUUUGUGGGAAUGGCUAGUUUGAGUGGAAGUGAGGUGCACAUUGAUCAGAACAACCCCACAAGUGGCCACGCCAGACGCCAGAACAGUGACAAUGUUAUUCGUUUUAGAUUGCGGCAAAUGCAGCACCUUCGUCAGCAAAGAGAGGUGGCACCAGAGUCGAGGAAUGGUGACCAGAUGCCAGUUGCAGAAGAAGAGGGAGGGAUGGGAGGUGGUAUAGAGGUUACAGGCGGUAGAGAUCAGGCCCCUUUACCUGAUACCCAAGAAUCAAUUGUUGUGGAUAACCCCUUGUUUAGGGGACAGGCGGAGGUCGCUUGUGAUCACAACGAGGACAUGCUGCAGGAUCAACAGCACGUGCGGUUAGGGCAAAAGCGACGUCCAGCAGGGACAGCAGCAGGGACAGCAGCAGGGACAGUGGCAGGGACCGUGGCAGGGACAGCAGCCGCAGCAGUCGCAGCAGCAGCAGCAGCAGCAGCAGCAGCAGCAGCAGCAGCAGCAGCAGCAGCAGCAGCAGCAGCAGCAGCAGCAGCAGGGGCAGCAGGGGCAGCAGGGGCAGCAGGGGCAGCAGCAGGGGCAGCAGGGGCAGCAGCAGCAGCAGCAGCAGCAGCAGCAGCAGCAGCAGCAGCAGGGGCAGCAGGGGCAGCAGCAGCAGGGGCAGCAGCAGGAGGGGCAGCAGCAGCAGCAGCAGCAGCAGCAGCAGCAGCAGCAGCAGCAGCAGCAGCAGCAGCAGCAGCAGCAGCAGCAGCAGCAGCAGCAGCAGCAGGGGCAGCAGCAGCAGGGGCAGCAGCAGCAGCAGCAGCAGCAGCAGCAGCAGCAGCAGCAGCAGCAGCAGCAGCAGCAGCAGCAGCAGCAGCAGCAGCAGCAGCAGCAGCAGCAGGGGCAGCAGGGGCAGCAGGGGCAGCAGCAGCAGCAGCAGGGGCAGCAGCAGCAGCAGCAGCAGCAGCAGCAGCAGGGGCAGCAGCAGCAGCAGCAGGGGCAGCAGCAGCAGCAGCAGUCGCGUGGACAAUGGCUGCAUCUGGAGGAACUUUUGAGGGUUUUGCAACAACAGCAAAUGGACCAACAUCAGCAAGUGCUACUCCCGUCUUUGCCAUGGAUCGGCGUGGCUAUCCGCCCGGUCCGUCCGGGUGGGAUCCUAAUUCACCCAAUCCACCACCCAUGGAUCAGCGAUAUAAUCAGCCGCCGCCUUCACAGCACUAUCCACCUCCGCAGCAGCAACAACCGCCGCCGCAGCAGCAGCAGUUUCAGCAGCAAGCCUCUUAUCCUCCAUACAGCCAGGGUCCGCCUCAGGUUCCGCCGUACAGCCAGGGUCCGCCUCCCCCUUACGGCGGAGGUCCCCCACCAGCAUCUUAUAACGAGCCGCCGCCACAGCCUUAUAACCCGCCGCCGCCGCAGUACCAGCCUUACGCCGGCGGUGCUCCGUACGCCGGCGCGCCUCCUCCCCAGACGAGCUACAGCCCGCACCCACCCGCGUAUGGCGGGCCGGCACCUGCCCCGUGGAAGCAACGUCAGCAGCCGCAGCAGCCGGAGGAGGAGAGGGGAAGAGACAGGGACGAACGUGGCCGCGACCGCGACCGGGACCGCGAUCGGGAUCGCGACCGGGAUCGGGAUCGGGAUCGCGAUGGUUCGUCGAAGCCGUCGCUGAAUCGCUACCCGCCGCCGCAGAGCUUAUACAGCGACCCGCUUAAGCCUACUCCGAGCUCAAUCUACGAAGACGAGUCGCCGCGCAAAUCGAAGCCCAAGGUGGAAGUGGUCAUGGGGAAGGCUGCCGGAGCGGAUGCUACGACCGGAGCUGCUACUUCCGCCAUGACUCAGAUUCUUGCCGCAAGAUCUGCCGUUUCUGCGCUUCUCGCGGCGACGAACCCGCAACUGGCGGCGGCGCAGCAGCGCGCCGCGGCUGUCUCCGCCGCGAUCACCGGAUCGACGGGAUCUGGCGGCACGAGCUCUGCUGCGGCGGCGAUUGCGGCGGCCGCCGCUGCAGCAAAGAACCCGUUGCUGGCGAGUAACCCGAUUCUCGCGGCGCAGGUCGCGGCGAUCGGCGGGUCGAACGCCGCUUCUGCCGCUGUAACGAAGGCCGCGUUACUGGCCGCCGCCGCGAACAGCGCGAAGCUGGGAGCAGUUAACCCGGGACUCGCCAUGGCCCUGGCUAUGGCUGCUGCGAAGCAGGCGGAAGCGGCGCGGGCGGAAGGGACACCCGCGGAGGGGGACAAGGACAAGAAGGCGGAAGACCGGGCGGGGGAGAAGCGCCGGCGCUCCCGCUCCCGCUCGCGCUCCCCGUACUUCCGCCGAGGGAGGGGGAGGUCGUUUUCCCGCUCCCCUCCCCGCCGCCGAUCCAGGUCCCCGGUCCGCGAGAGGAAGCCUGGGUCCGUGUCGCCCACGCGCAGGAGCCCGUCGCCCAGGCCGACGAGCACGGUGCUCAUCCGCGGCAUCGCGCCGUGGGCUGUGGAGGCGGAUAUUUUUGCGCUGCUGGUAAGGGCCGCCGCCGCGUGUGCUUGUGUUGCUCUUGAGGGCGAGUGGGGGCCGUUGAAGGAGGUGCGAGUCAUCAAGGAGCGAGCCACCGGGUUCAACAAGGGUUUCUGUUUCGUUGAUCUCGAGACUGUGGACGCGGCAAAGGCGCUGGUGGAGGGUGCGAGGGGCAAGGAGCUAAAGAUGGAUGACCGCUUGCUCUUGUUCCACUACAGCAAGCCGCUGCAAGGGGCGGAGGACGGGGGGCCACUUGCGGACAGCAGUUCGGGGAAGCCCCUCGACUGGGUCUGCCCCUCCUGUGGUGUCAAUAACUUCGCCCGCCGCUCUGAGUGCUUCAAGUGUGUGACCCGCAGGCCUGCCAAUCCCGUCACUGUUGCUGACAGGGGCGAGGAGAGGGGAGGCAGAGGCGGAGGAGACGAGUGGGGGGGGCGAGGAGGAGGGAGGGCGGCGCCCGUUGCUGCGGCCAUGGGUCCAGAUGCGUCGAACGUGCUUAUAGUGAGAGGUCUGGACGACAGCGUCCACGAGGAGAGCCUCAGGCAGGAGUUUUCCCAGCACGGUUCCGUUACUGACGUGCGUAUGAUGCGGGACAAGAUCACUCUCAAGUCACGCGGAUUCGCAUUCGUCACCCUCGGCUCUGUGGAUCAAGCCACGCGUGCCAUGCUCACAUGCCACAACAAGCGCCUCUUCAAAGGCGGGCCGGUCAUGCGAGUGGCGUAUGCGCGCGGCCCCAACCACGGAGUGCCCUCCACGCCCCUUGCUGACGCUGCUACCGCUGCGUACGCCGCUGCUGCUGGUGGCAGCGCUGCUGAGGAUACUGACGUCAUGGCUCAGAUGGAGGCGUCUGGGUGGAUGCCAAAGGAGUAUGACGAGGCGGCGGCGGGGGGGCAGCAGCAGGCGCAGACGGGCGGUGGCUUUGUGUGGGAUGAGGCGUCGGGGUAUUACUACGACAGCACCACUAGCUUCUAUUACGACAGUGCCUCAGACCUCUACUACCACUCGGACUCGCGCCAGUGGUUCCGAGGGGCAGCAGGAGGGGCAGGAGGGGGAGAAGGUGGUGCUCCUGCUCUACCGCAGGGGUAUUCUGGUGCUCCCCCGGAGGGCUAUGGGGGAUACAGUCAGGCGUAUGGGCAGCAGCCGCCUCCCUAUGGCCAGCCGCCCCCUUACGGCCAGUACCCUCCCCCACAGCCGGGGCCUUAUGGGGCACCGGGAAGGGGCGGCGGCGGAGUGUUGCGGCUAGGCGUGUUGGAGAAGUAUGUUCCGCGCGCGGACGGGGGAGUGCGGAAGGGGUUCCGCGGGCGGAAGAGAUACAUGGCGCCGCAGCGGACGCAUCUUUCCGCCAACGAGCUCCGGAAACGUCGAAAGGUGCUUAACGAUGCGAGAACUGUGCAGAAGUACCGAAAGAUGAUUGGGCGGGAGAGGAAGGCAUCAGGGACCGACCGGACGAACGGAUUGCUGGGGGGUGAUGGGAGGAUGGAAGAGGAGGGAGACGAGGGGGAAGGGGAAAAGGAGGAAGAGAAGGAGGAGGAAGAGGAAGUAGAGGGGGAUGAGGAUGGGGAAGAGGAAGAGGAGGAGGAAGAGGAAGCAGGUCAAGAGGACGAUUCAAGUGAUGAAGAGGAGGAGGAGGGAGCAGGGGAAGAGGACCAUGGGGCGGAUGGCCUAGGAUCGGGAUCAAAACGGGAGGAGGGCGCACAGGAGUGGGAGAGAAGUGGUGUGAGCAAGGGGAGGGGACGAGGCCGGGGAUCGGGAGGCGGGAGGGGAGGAGAGAGAGGGGUGGCGGGUGGAAAUGCGAGGGGUGCUGAGGGUGGGAGGGGAGGAGGGGAGGGUGUGAGGCAGAGGCCGUUGAAUCGGCUGGAGAGGAUAUGGAAGAAGAGAGAGGAGGAGGCUGCGAGACAGGCGGCAGAGAGGGAAGCGAAGAGGAGGGAGAUGGAGGAGGGGAGGAGAAAGAGGGAGGAGGUGGAGAGGAGGAGGAGGGAGUUGAGAGGGCAGAUGAGGAAGAGGACAAAGAGCGGGCAGGUGGUGAUGAAAGUUAGGAUGGAGCAUCUGCUGGAGUCGAUUCAACGCAGUCAGGGGAAAUAG